Tachyglossus aculeatus (Australian echidna) is the source of this 2231-nucleotide messenger RNA. RefSeq names its product N-acetylglutamate synthase (gene NAGS). The transcript has 7 exons. The coding region runs from base 1 to 1476 and encodes 491 amino acids. Lineage: Eukaryota; Metazoa; Chordata; Mammalia; Monotremata; Tachyglossidae. Gene Ontology annotation, molecular function: arginine binding; L-glutamate N-acetyltransferase activity, acting on acetyl-CoA as donor. Gene Ontology annotation, cellular component: mitochondrial matrix. Gene Ontology annotation, biological process: L-arginine biosynthetic process; glutamate metabolic process. The record is from RefSeq and is a predicted model, not a curated record.
AUGGCGACGGCCCGGGCCGGCGGGGGCGUCCGGCUCCUGGCCCGGGGGGCGCGGGGGCUCGGCCCGGCCCGCGGGAGGCUCAGCACGGGCCGCGGGAGGCCGGCCGUGCCUGCCCGGGACCCCCGGGACCCCCAGGACCCCCGGGACCCCCGGGACCCCCGUCCCCGCUCCCUGGUGCAGCGGGACAUCCAGGCCUUCCUCAACGAGUGCGGGGGAGGCCCGGGCGAGGCCCGACACUGGCUCACGCAUUUCCAGACGACGCGCCUCGCCCACGACAGGCCCUUUGCCAUCAUCGAGGUGGAUGAGGGGGUGUUCCAGUGCCCGGAGGCGGUGGGCAGCGUGGCCUUCGCUCUGGCCUUCCUGCAACGGAUGGACAUGAAGCCACUGGUGGUGAUGGGGCUGCCCACGCGCACGGCGCUGUCGGACACUCUCUCCUUCUGGGAGACCAAGGCCCUGCUGGCUCAGAGCUGCAAGACUCUCAUGGACGCCCUGCGCCUCAACUCUGCCACCGCCGUGCCCUUCUUCGGGGGUGGUUCUGUGCUGGGCGCGGCCGAGUCCCAAGCCAACCCCAGCCUGGGCGGUGUCGGGUCCGUGGAGACGGACCUGCUCCAGUGGUGCCUGGAGUCGGGCAACAUCCCCAUCCUGUGCCCCAUCGGGGAGACGGCGGCCCGCCGGGCCGUGCUGCUCAACUCGCUCGACGUCACGGCCGCCCUGGCCAAGGCCCUGCUGCCCACCAAGAUCAUCUUCCUCAACACCACCGGGGGCCUCCGGGAUGCCAACCAAAAGGCGCUGAGCAUCGUGAACCUGCCCGCCGACCUGGACUUGGUGGCCAAUGCCCAGUGGCUGGGCCACAAGGAGCGGCAGCAGACGCGGGUCAUCGUGGACUUGCUUAGCCGCCUGCCCGCCGAGGCCUCCGCCGUCAUCGUCGCCGCCGGUGCCCUCCUCACCGAGCUCUUCAGCAACAAGGGGUCCGGGACGCUGUUCAAGAACGCGGAGCGGAUGCUGCGGGUGGAGAGGCUGGAGGAUCUGGACGAGAAGCGACUUAUUGAACUGGUCAACACAAGCUUCGGGAAGAGGCUCAAGGAUGACUAUCCCGCUGCCCUGCGACCCCGCCUCCGCUCCAUCUACCUCUCCGAGGGCUACAACGCGGCGGCCAUCAUCACCACGGAGCCGGUGCUGGGGGGGACGCCCUACCUGGACAAGUUCGUGGUCAGCUCCAGCCGCCAGGGCCAGGGGUCCGGCCAGAUGUUGUGGGAGUGCAUCCGCCAGGACUUGGAGCGCCUUUUCUGGAGGUCAAAGGUCACCAACCCCAUCAACCCCUGGUACUUCAAGCACAGCGACGGCAGCUUCUCCAACAAGCAGUGGAUUUUUUUCUGGUUCGGCCUCUCCGACCUGCGGGACUCAUACGAGCUGGUCAACCACGCCAAGGGGCUGCCCGACUCCUUCUGCAAACCCCCAUCCGACCUGGACAGCUGACGGUGCUCCCAACGCCCAACCCCUCCGCCCCGACUGCCCGCUGCCCUACGGAAGGCCUCGCUCCCCUUUACCAUCCCCUCUGCCCGCGCCCACCUUGGGGUCAAGAGAGGUUUGAGACUGUGGGCACAGAGAUGUGAAACUCCUGGGGGAGAUGGAGGAAGGGGGUGGCAAAAGGACGGGGGUGGGCGGGAGAUGACCUCCCUCCCCUUCUUCAAAGACAGGACCCCUUUAUGUCCCCGGCUUAUAUUCUGGGCCGUGAACCAGCCCACAUCCAGGCUCCAAAAGCAGUCGGUCCACCCAUCCCAAGGACCCAGGUGAUCGGGUUGGGGACGGGUCACUGAGCCCCGCAGGGUUGGGGGAAGAAGGGUCUCAGGGCCUGGUGGAGGGGCAAGGCAGAGAGGGAGGGAGGGAGGCCCCGAGAAACCUUCAUCUCGGAGGAAACAUCAAAUCCGUCCACUUCAACGGCUGGACGGAUUGGGGUCGGGCCGGGGGCUGCCCUUCCCACCAGACAGGGGUGGGGGGCCUGGCCCGGGGCCCAAGGCAGCCUUGGGGGGAUUGGGAUGGCUCCCAGGAGACGCUCAUGGGCCUCGGUCGAGAAGGGAGCCUUGCCUAGAGGCAGGGCAAGAGAUGGGAUGAUGAUGAUGUGAUGACCUCUGGAUCCCGGGGAGGCUCCGCGGCCCCCUCUCCCCUGCUGGAGCGAGAACACAGAUCCAGGCUGUGCGUCUCUACAUAAAAUGUUUAUUUUUGGAAGACUA